Messenger RNA from Prorocentrum cordatum, 678 nucleotides. NCBI's taxonomy places the organism in Eukaryota, Dinophyceae, Prorocentrales, Prorocentraceae. The record is from the annotation of a GenBank genome assembly.
GUGCAGCUCUCCGACGAGACCUGCGACGCCUGGCAGGCGCAGGUGGGGGGCCUCACGGGGGCGCUGCUGUCUCACGCAGAGCUCGAGGCGUCGCUGCCAGACGGUGCCGCGGAUCGCCUGGGCCUCCUCAGGCCCCUGCUGGAGGAGCCCUGCCUGGCUUCUGCGGCCGCGGGGCCGUGGCAGCAGGAGCCCCCGGGCGCGCCGCAGCCGCCGGCGGCAGCGCAGGUGAGUGCCGCAGGGGCGGGGUCGCUGUGCGACCAGCAGCCCGCCGAGGCCGCCGAGGCGGGAGCAGGACCGCCCGCCUUCGGCCACGGCGCGCUCCAGCCCUGCGCUGCAGGUGCACCUCUGGGAGAAGCACGCGGUGCUGCGGGGGAGCUGGUGCAACUCUUGAGCGGGCAGCCUUCGGACACCAAGACCGCUGCUUCGGCAGGCUCUGAGGACGCAGUCCGCUUCGACCACCAGACCGCAGAUGUAAAGCGAAUCUUGCAUCACUACAUCGGGGAGAGCAGCGGCGAGGCAGGAGCGUACGCAACGCUGGCGGAUCUCAUACCAACGGACGUCGUGCCGCGGGACGCGGCGGCCCGCAUGUUCCUGGCGGUGCUGACGCUGGCGACGGCCGGGGACCUCUCCGUCGCCCAGUCCCGCCCCUACGGGCCGAUCGAGCUCGCCCUGCAUUGA